AUGGCAGAGAGUACCGGCCCCAGGCAGCUCUGCUACACCAGUUCCCACCAUUUCUAGCCCAGAGGCAGUUAGAGACAGGCCUGCAGCUGUAGCUUCAGCCAGGCUAACAGAGCAGCUCUCAGUGCUUUUGUCUUCUGUGCUUCGUCAGUGCUUUGGUUUUAGCUGGAUCUGGACCAAAGAUGGUCUCAUAUGCAGCUCUGGAGCUGCUGUUUGAAGAACAUCCUUCUCCUUUGCCAUCCACAGGGUUAAAGCUGCUGUUCAGACAGAACACAGUCUGGGGUAAGCCACAGUCAGGCUAGUUAGGCUGACUGUUCUCCCCUAACUUUUGUCCUGUGUGAUCCUGUAUGUCUACAACAUCUGAAUGAAGCCUUACUAUUUUCGUGUGCCUCUUAAGGGAAUGCUUGGGACUGGCAAUCAUAGGCAGAGGUGCAUUGUGCAGUGCUGUGAAAUCUUAGGCAUGAAGGUGCAAGAUCUUUGGUAUAAAGAGCUGAUUUUCACUCUGUUUGUGAGUCUCAGGCUGAUAUUCUGGUCCAUGCCUGGGGCUCCCAGGUGGCAUGAAUGGCUGUAAUAAACAAUAACAGGGAAUGCAAGCCUCUAAAGAAAUUAUGAUUAGUCUGAUAUGUAGGUUUUGUAACACAGCAGCUUGCCAUUGUGGAGUGUUUGUAUCAAAGCAGGAGACUUAAGGAGAGGUUUGCAUAGAGGCUGUGAGGUUAGCUUUGUGGAUGUUCACUGGUAACAAUUCUUUUACAUAACAACACAGCACAGCAAAAAAAAAAAAAUCGCAGUUUUAACACUGCUCCAUACACAUCAUUUGGUCCUUCCUCCUCCCUGUGAUACAGUAAUGACCCUUAUGCUGGGACACAGCAACACUGGGCCACAGCCCUCCCUGGAGAAUAAAGGGGUAUUUGUGUAACCGAGAAUCAGAUUUCAAGGGUGCUUUAUCCUGGUGCACAGAAAGGUAGCCAAUGCACACAUAAAGGUCUGAGCUGUGCUAUAGAAUCUAAGAACUGAAAGAUUUCUUAAUUUAAGAAGGCAAAAAACCCCAAAGCGUGCCUACUCAUUACAUCAGCUUUUAUCUAGCUUUUCCACAGAAAAUCUAUCAUAUCUCAGGCUCAGAUGCCUUUGAUUUCUGACCGAGCAACAACUUGAAAAAUAAACAAGUCAAUCCUGACGUGUAACUGCACUGAUUGCUACAUUUUCUAGUCACGCCUCUCUGUCGAAAACUUCCCCCACCCUCUUCUAGGUGUUGCCGUGGCAUGUGGUUUGCUUUAUGCAUAGGCAAAGCACUGAAAUAAUCUGCCUCUCACCAGGUAGAGUUAUUUUGGAGUGCUAGUGAAACACAGUAGGACGCAGCACUGUAAAUCCUAUAAGUAAGCCUAACUGGCAGAAGCUUUUAAAUGGCUAAGUAUUAAUGGCUGGUUAGAGGGUCCUGUCUGUACCGGAGAGACAGUUUCAUCAGCUGCGGUGGUGCUUUACGGUGGGAAUAAAUUAUGGAUGCUUCAAGAAAGAGUGUGCUUACAUGGAGACACAGAAGAUGCUAAUAAAAGCCAAUAUUUACAUCCUCCUGCCUACAGAUAUGACAGUUCUGCUAGCCCAUCCUCGAAAGUGGAAGAAAUGGCAACGGCUGAAAUGUGUAAUUCCCCAAUGUCAGCUGAAAUGAGUGGUCAUUCUUUUGAUACAAACCAAAUUGAAAUGAUGGAGAAAAGUACACAGGAAUGGAAUGAUCAGCUAGAGAAGGAGUUUUUCAGUGUUCUAAAUGAUCUGGAUGACCAGCUGGCCCAGGAACAAGUCCAGGACCCAUUGGACAGGACAGUUUCUACUAGCAGUGCAUCAAAUGUCCAAUCCAGUGUAUUCCCUACUUCAAAGACACAGAUUGCUAGUAGGGGGCAACAGAGAAAUGACUGGAGUGACAUGCCUAGCACAUUUUUCCCAGAUGGACUGAGAACACUAAGGGCCAAAGAUGAACACAAGAUUUUCAUCAGGCCAAGGAAAUUACACAGUGCAUAUAUAAAUUGGCACCAGACAGCCUUUCAAGAAGAUUGCAAAUGUGGUGAUCCAGUCGAUGGGAAUUCUCAUCUGCGCCACAGAAGGCUGUCUACCGUUUCUUUCGGAAGGUCUUCGGAAGGUAGCUUAUAUCCCCCUUCUGUAACACAGAACAGCGGAUUUAGGCACAAGAGUUGUAUGAACAGGGAUACAGCUGGCAGAAGUUACUCUGUAUGUUCCCUUCGGAGAUGUUCAUCAUCAGUAUCUUCUGACCAGCUAUCAGCAUCUAGUUUACAGCAUCCGUUGGCAAGGGAGAGCAAGAAUGGUUUUGUACCAAGGUUUGGUCGGCAGAACCCAAAGAGAAUUCCUCUGUCUUCUAUUGUAUGGAACAACACACCAGACUCGCCUGGACAAGCAUCAAUUCCAGAAAAAAUGUUUAGAACCCAGUCACUGAUGGAGUUUCAUGCUACAGACCGUGGUAGAUAUCCCAGCUCUUUGCAAGAAACAAAGAAAUACACAUGUUACCACUCAAAACACCACUACAGAAGAUCUAUUUCAAGCAGUAAUUGCUUUAGUAGAGUUAGCUGUCCUGAUGAAGCUACUUCUCCAUUGCCCUUUGAUAACUGGGAAAAUUAUCCUUUAUAUAAAUCAGAAAAUAAUCUCUCUAGAUCCUACUAUAGAGAUAUCUCUUCUCAUGGCAAGUUGUAUGCAAACAAAAAAAGUUAUUCUUAUGGAAAAAAAGACAGCUAUCCUUCCUGGGCUGAUAUUCCUCAGUGUUACAGUGAUGAAACAUUUCUUUCCCCUGAGGCCAACUUUGAAAUGUUUAUGGCUAAUUUAAAUGAGCAGCAGUGGGCACAUACAAAGAAUGCCAAGUUUGGUUCACAGCGCCUGGAGAACGAUUUUCACAUGUACUCUCCAGAAAAUACAAGUGUUAAACAGAGAAUAAGAAGUGCAAACAGAACUUUCUCAGAAUUCAUGGAGGGCUGUCAGCCUUGGCUAAGUUGUAAUUCUUCAGUUUCUUCAUCUAGUAUCAGAACUGAUGAGUCAGUUUUUUCUAAUUCAAAGGACCAAACAAAACCUGCAGGACUGAACAGGAAUUCAGCUGUCGUUACCCAAAGGAGUACUAAGGCAGACUUUACACAACUAGAAAAGGCUGAAGAUAUGAAAGGGGCAGAUGAAGACAUGCCAUUACAGUCAGUUCCUCAACAAGCAGAUACAAGCUAUAUCAGGGCCCGGAGUUUUUCCUCUAACAGCCCUGCUUCUGCCAUGUGGCAAAGAGAUGUACCUCUCUUUAACACAAUGACAUCAAAGAGACAAACGCAAGUCACUGCUAGAGGAGAUACUGCAAAAAUUUAUACAUCAAAUGGUGAUAAAAGAAAUGUACAAAUGAAGGAAAAUGAUUGCCCACCCAACAGUGUGUUCAGUCAGCCUCCCUGUAUUUUGCUAGCUGAUGAGAGCAGGAAGGAACCUUUUCUUCCAAGUCAGAAAGAAUGGGAACAUAAUCUGAAUUAUGCAGCACAAAGAGAGAGCAUCAAACAGGAUAAUUGGAGUGCAGAAGCCAUUAACCAAGCCACUCCAAAGAGACAGUCCUCACUGCUGAAUGUUGCUUCUGCACCAUCCACUGAAAAGUUAGCAAACUGUCAAGGCAGGUUGUCCUGUCCUCCUGGAUGCUCAUCUAGGUGCUCACAAAGCUCUCCACAAGCACCAAGUAGCUCUUCGGUAAAUUGCACAGUUACUGACCUUCAAGCAGAAGGGGAAAAUACGGCUCAAAUGAGCAGAAUAGGUGUUACCAAAUGGAUUUCACAGAAAACAUUGCAAAAUGCAAGCACUUUAGGUACUAAGGACUGUAAUGGACAAUUCACUACUAGUUCUCCACAAAAUGGAAAUUCUGAAAAUAUUUAUAUGCAUAGCUUUGAUGGAGAUCCCAAUACCUCUGAAAAUAGUUUAAGUUAUUUUUGCCUUGAAAAAGGAAGUGGAAAAAUAAGGAGUAAUUCACCUAGUAUUGAAAGGCUUUACAAGAAAGACAGCUUGCUGAGACAUAGCAGUAGCUGCAGUAUUACUGGCUCCCCUGGUAGAAACAGCUCCAAAUCUCCUGACCCUCUUGUUAUUUAUUAUACCUUGCCUAGAAAAUCAGCUAGCAUUGCUGGUAGUAUUAUGUCAGAUAUGCCCAUCUCUUUACCUAGGGAAAGUAGAACAACAUACGAUUGUUUAAGAUCUGAAACUCCGCAUAGAGCUGACGCCUUUUAUUCUAAUCAAAGAGAUGUGUCUUGUUUAGACUCAAAACGUUCUUUUUCAACAUCAGCAUCAUUAAAUGCUGGUAGAAGUAACAAAAAUUACCCCUUUAACCAAAGUAUUGAUUCAGUAAGUAGUAGUACAUCAGUUGAUCUGACAGACAGAUGUAAACAUCUAAGUAGAAGAGAAUCCUCCGUGUUUUCAGAUUAUAAGGAGGGGGGAAAUUUUUUGCAGAAAUAUAAAACCACAAGCACAUUUACAGUUUGUGUUGAUGAAGAUCAUGUCAAGUAUCAUGAACUAGUUUCAAUUUAUUACACAUUACCACGGAGGCAUUCAAGAACAUUUUGUAGCCUCUUUAGAGACAAUACAGAGGAUGCAGAUUUACCUUGUCCCAAAGAAAAUGCUCAGUCACCAAGAAUACAAAACAAGAAAAAUCAAGAUCAUGUGAGUUUAGCAAAUGUUUUUUUCCCCACUACUUCAGAAAAAGAAGAGCCUUCAUAUUCUUCAGACCAAGUAUCUUCAGCUCUGGUCACACCUCAGAACUUAAGAACUGCUGUUGAUAGUGAAGAAGAGAAUUCGCACUUAUUCCCUAGCUUUGAGAAGUCAGUGAGUAUGGUACAUAGCAGGAAAGAUAAUUCAGCAGAUCUUUUAUUAGCAGAAAAUGUGCUUUCUGACAUGGUGACAAAAGAAAUUUCUCUUGGUGGUCCACAAUCCACUGCAAUAGUGGCUAAGUCCAGUAAGGCCAUUUCUGAUGCUUCAGGCAGCCAAAAUGCAGAAAUAUGUCUAAAAGAAAAGAAGAAAAUUUUACAAAGAACCACACCACUGCUGUCCACUUUAUCAACCCCUCCCAAGCCAGGCAGAUGUUUAGAGAAUCCUAUGCAUUCUACUUCAACAAAUAAAAAUAUUAUACAGAAGGAAAACUCUGAAAGCUGCUGUCAGCCUUCUAAAGUGAAUACCAAGAAAAAUCUGAACAGUUUACUCCUCCGCUCAGGAGAGAAGAGUUCUCUUGGAAGGAGUGGUAAGACAGACCAUGCUCCUGUGGAAGACAUAUGCAGGGAUAGUACCCAAGUCAAACAGAGAGUAAAUUUCCUACACCAAACCACCCCUCUGUAUAAUAAUAAAUGCAGUGGACUGCAAUUAAGGGCUGACAGUUCAAGAAAAAAUGCAAAUUAUUUAAACUCUUGUAGCAAAGUGCUCUCAGAAUCUCAGAGCAAAACAUCUGAGGUAAGCACAGCUUCCAGGGCUGAUCCGUUACUUCAGCUAGACAAAGUGGUUGCCACAGGUACAGAUGAGGUUAAGAAUUCAAAAAUUAAAAAAGGGCAAAACUCACAGAGUAUUCAGAUGGAUAAAGUUUAUAGUGGUUUGCAGGAAUCAGAGAGGCACAGUGAAGGCCGCCUGAACAUUAAAGAUAAAGUCUUCAGGGUUACACAAGAUCAGAAGUUAACACAGAGUACAGAAGAUGAGAACAAGCUUCUCUCUGAUUUCACAAGAGACAAAGUCAAAGAUAUAGAAAAAAGGAAAAACAGACCAUCAAUUAAAAAUAAACUGGCAGCUGUUUACAAAACAAGUCGAAAAUUUUCAAGUAAAAAUUUACCUCCCAAACCACACAUAAGUAACAUUUUUUCACAGAACAAUGGAAAUGCCAUUUCUUUGGAGGUCAACAUGUCCCUUGACUCGAUUUCAACAGAUGCCCAUCAGCCAUUCUUGCAGCUGGACAAUGAAAAUCAGAAUCACAGUCUGGACCCUGGUAAGAAUACACCAAGACCAAGAACAGCUGAGAAUAAGACUAAAAAUCAUAAUGAUCCUUCUUUGGUUGUUAAUAACACCAGCCGGAGGUCUUUUACAAGCUCAUACACCCAGAAGGAAACCAUCAGUCCCAAAAAAGCUACUGUGAAAGUGGAAAACAGGCCAAGACUCACAAGCCUAUUUCCAGAUAAAGCAGUCACCACAAGAAAUAAGAACUCCCAAACACUUGAUCUCAGGUUAGAAAGCAAAAGCCAGCCCAUCUCUCCCAGUGCUACUCCAUCAGACCCACAGGAUGAUGAGAAAGGAAGAGCUAGCAGUCGUGCCUGCACUCCGCCCUUACCACUUUUAACUGACACAAACUCAAACACCCCUGCAAAUAGCUGCUUGCAGGCAGACGCAUGCCUAGAGCAAAACUUGACUUCCAAGACAGCGCUUGGUGAGUUUCAAAAUACCUCUCAGUCUGCUAGCUUAGAAAAUGCUAACCUCAAUAGCUAUCAGUUGCGCAGAAGUCAUGCAAAAAGUCAGCGUGAGCGUCACCUUUCUGAGAGUAUUUGUACUCGAGAUUCCCUUGAGAUCUCUGCCUCAGGAAGCAAUAUUCUACCAAAAGAUGGCAUACACGGGAAGAGAUUUAAAUCUUACUCAGAGCUGUUGUCGUGUGACGAAAAUGAAAACUGGGCAUCUGAUAAUGAAAAAUAUUACAGCACUAGAAAUUUGAUGUAUCCAUCUGUUGAAUUUGGUAUAUUUGGCAAAGAACAACAGUUGGCUUUCCUGGAAAACAUCAAGAAGUCACUCACAGAAGGGCGAUUAUGGAGACCUUGUCUUCUUAAUAACCCUGGUGCUUUCAGAGAUAGAGAGACCUCUUCUACAAACAGGGCUGAGCUUUUGAGCUCAAGUUCUGCUGGGAGCAAAAUGUCAUUGGCUGCUUCAUCGCCCCGAGAGCUGACUGAUAUCUAUGGGGAAGACCCAGCCGCUUAUUCGGACUCAGACAGUGAUACCACCACCGACGAUGAAUACUACCUAGAUGAGGUAGAUAAAGAAUCAGAGCUGUGAAGGGAUCGUGGUACUAAGAUGGCACAAGAGCACGGUAGUUUCUGGGCAGGCAAAAACAUGUCAAAUACUUUGAGCCCAUUCUUGUGCUGCUCUAAAUUGGUACAACUUCAUUAGUUUCAAAAGAGUUAGUAUGUUACAUUUCCUGAGCAUUUGACUUUUGUAUUAAGCAUGUGGCUUCACUGUUGCUGUUUCUCCUAGCAGGGGAAAAGAAUGUUUAAAAAUCCCUUCCCAGAAUAAUAGAAGGUAAACAGCUGUGGAGCUUUGGGCAGUAGAAGUCCAGAGAUGGCUUUCUUCUGAGUCAGCAAGCAGUGGUUAGGCUCCUGCCAGCUACACAGUGCUGGAAUGGCUAAAUUCUAGUUUGAGCUACUUUUUCUUACAAAACUUAAACCCAAGAAGUUGCUUUGCUGAUAAAUUGCUGUUUCUCUGAUUUUCCUCCUUUAUCAGAUCAAGCAGGAUAAUGCUAAUCCAUCCCACUGAACAAACACACUGACAAAAUGAAACCUGUUAAAAUUUUUAGUGUAUCCUGGGAAGCAUAGCAGCAAUGUCCCCAGUGUCAUUUGUUCUGCUGUGCAGUCGAGGUGGAUUCCACACUGGGACUUUUCAGCAUUACAAGAGCAGUGAGAAAUUUGAGUUGCAGAAGUGCUGCUAGUGCAGGAGAAACAGCUCAGCACAGGGCACAGCAGUGAAAAACUCACUGAAAUUCCUGAGGAUGUUAACAAACACAACUGAGCAUGAAAAUCUGCUUUCCAGACACAGGAGAUUCAUAACUGGCACAGCUUUGGUUACAGUUGACAUGAUUGGCCAGAUUUCUGCCUUUGACUUAGAUUAAUUUGGAUUAAUAGUCCAACACUUUAAGCCAUGCAAAAUGUAAAAAGAUUUACCCUGUCUAUUUCCUGUACUAACCUCAUGGGUUGAAACCUAAUUUGUCCUAGUAAUGGGAAGACAACCAUAACCAAAACAACUUGUGAGGACCCAGAGUUCUCCAGCUGCCUCUGCUUGGCUGGUCUGGGGACGAGGCACCUGCAGCCACUGGGGUCCUUCAGGGAAGCACCAUCCGGCAUGGCCCAAGAGAGCACUUGGCUGGGGCACAGCUGGGCCAUACAGACUGGUAGCCUUUUACCUACAAAGUAAAUGAAACCAGUAAGAAAUGCUCUUUGCCUUUUGCUAAAUUACCGUCCCUUUUUGGUAUUUUUCAACUGUUUCUGCUGUGACCAUGGUACUCUUCAUCCUCCAAACUGAAUGGAUGUAAACAUUUUCCAGUGGCUCUUCUUAAGCCACACUAAUAAUGUAGUACUAUUACUCAGUAGCCAGAACUUGUCCCUGGCCAUUAAAUUUCUAACUAAACUUUGAUCUAUUUUUAUGAAAAAUCAGAAGUGUCUCAUCGAACCAGAAGAUAGUAUUUUUAAAUACUUAUACAUUUACUUCUAUUUUAUUUCUAAUUUCACAUAGGGUCUCAAAUGAUGAUCCAUAUUUUUAUACACUUUUUCAUUCAAUAAAAUAUCCAUAGGAGAGACAUAAUUAUAUUUUUGUAACUGGAAGGACAGUAUACUGGUAUUUUAAAAUAAUGUAUUUUACAAAAAACAAGCAAUACUUGUAUCACUGACUACUCCACAAGAAACUAAAAGAUGUAUAGUAGGUAACAGGUAUAAUUUUUUUAUAUUGUAAACUUCGUUAAAGAAGUGGGUCUAUAGUUCAAAUCUGUACUGAUAUAUAAGUAGUAUUACUUUAUGCUGGGGUAAUUUGUCUUUUGUUGUACAUAGAAGGACAAUAAUAUAAACUAUGUAUUUAUAGUCAUAAUUUAUCUCUAUGACAUGCCUGUUUCAGAAGGAAGCAAGAGUAUGCUAACAUAAGUAAUGCUGGAAGGAAAUGGGUACUGUAUAAUUGCAGUUUUGUAAAAUGUGGUAUUCUAAGGAGAAAUUAUGUUUUUCUGUAAAUGGCUCUAUUUUCUAUGUACAGGAUUCUGUAGAGUAUGACAAUAAAACCAGCUGCAUAUCUGUGCAGAAUUUCUGCUGCUGUAUAUUUCUGCAAAUUAAUUAAUCCAAAAAGCCUACAUAAGGUAAAGAAUAAUAAAAGAAAUGUUUACAAGAGAAGUAAAUGGUCAUACAGUUUUUCUUGACUAGAGGUGGAUGGUUUAGAACAUUUUUAUUUGUAAAUAUUUUACAAAUAUUUUACCUGUUCAACAGCAGUUGGAAUAAGUUCUCACCGUGCUGG
Chiroxiphia lanceolata (lance-tailed manakin) is the source of this 9222-nucleotide messenger RNA. Its product is annotated as protein O-glucosyltransferase 3-like. Lineage: Eukaryota; Metazoa; Chordata; Aves; Passeriformes; Pipridae. Gene Ontology annotation, cellular component: endomembrane system; endosome. The record is from RefSeq and is a predicted model, not a curated record. The coding region runs from base 1495 to 7011 and encodes 1838 amino acids. The transcript is spliced from 4 exons. Gene Ontology annotation, molecular function: glucosyltransferase activity; small GTPase binding. Gene Ontology annotation, biological process: positive regulation of exocytosis; multivesicular body sorting pathway; positive regulation of protein secretion.